Chenopodium quinoa (quinoa) is the source of this 1887-nucleotide messenger RNA. RefSeq lists its product as uncharacterized. Lineage: Eukaryota; Viridiplantae; Streptophyta; Magnoliopsida; Caryophyllales; Amaranthaceae. The record is from RefSeq and is a predicted model, not a curated record. The coding region runs from base 1 to 1887 and encodes 628 amino acids. The transcript has 3 exons.
AUGACUAAGUUUCGCCCUAUUAGUUUAUGCAAUGUUGUUUACAAGAUACUUUCAAAAGUCCUUGUAAGUCGUCUAAAAUUUAUUCUUCCUGGUCUUAUUUCUCAUCAUCAGAGUGCUUUUGUUCCGGGAAGGUUGAUAACUGAUAAUGCUAUUGUUGCUUUUGAAAUUUUCCAUGCUCUGAAAAGAAGAAAGGAGGGUAGAGCGGGAACUAUGGCAUUAAAACUUUAUAUGAGUAAGGCGUAUGAUAGGGUGGAAUGGAGUUUUUUGGAAAAAGUGAUGUGUCGUAUGGGUUUUUGUGGGGCAUGGAUACAGAAAAUGUUAAUGUCUUUCUCUGCUUUGUUGUCUAAGGCGGCUAAUGCUAGACUUAUUACUGGAGCGCAAAUUUGGUGGGGUGCUCCUAGAGUAUCUCACUUGUUAUUUGCGGAUGAUAGUAUUUUAUUUGCUAGAGCUACACUUCAGGAAUGCUCGAAAAUUGCCGACAUUAUUGGCAUAUAUGAAAGAGCAUCUGGGCAAAAAAUUAAUUUUGAUAAAUAUGAAGUGUCAUUUAGUAAAUGUGUGGAUGUUAUGAGGAGAAUGGAUAUAUUAGCGGUCCUUGGUGUCAAACAAGUUGAGAAGCAUGAGAAAUAUUUGGGGCUCCCUACCAUUAUCAGAAGGUCGAAAAAAGCGGUUUUUGCUUGCCUCAAGGAAAGAAUUUGGAAGAAAAUGCAAGGAUGGAAGGAAAAAUUGCUCUCUCAAGCCGGUAAGGAGGUGUUGAUUAAAGCAGUUGCUCAAGCAAUCUCUACUUAUAUGAUGGGGUUAUUUCAUAUUCCGGAUUCCCUCAUUGAUGAAAUUCAUGCUAUGAUUGCUCGUUUUGGUGGGGAUCGUCCGUGGAGGGUUGGUGACGGUGGAAAGAUUAAUGUAUGGGAAGACUUUUGGCUACCUAGUGACAGUGGGAUUAAAAUUCCUACAGUGAAUGUAGAGAGCCCCGCUGAUCUUUGUGUUGCGGAAUUAAUUGAUCACAAAAGACAUUGCUGGGAUGUUGAGGCUUUACAUCAACAUUUGAUUGCUGAGGAUAUUGCUAUAGUGCAGGGACUUCUGUUGAGCUUAAAUAAUGUUUCGAACUCUAUGUAUUGGUCACCUGCUACUGAUGGAAUGUACUCCACCACAAAAUCAAGUUACUGGUUAGCAAGGAUGGGUCAUGUGAGUGGCUGGACAGAACGCUUCAGAGGUGAUAGGGCUGCAAUCUGGAAUGCGAUAUGGAAUAAUGGUGGUCCUCCCAAAUUGUGUCAAUUUUUGUGGAGAGCAUGUACGAAAUCUUUGGCAACGCUUGGUAGAUUGCGACAAAGACAUGUUAGGGAUAAUGGUGUGUGUGGGGUGUUUCAUAAUUCACAAGAAAGCAUAGUCCAUGCGAUAUUCCUAUGCCCAAAUGUGAGCCAAGUGUGGGAUUUUUCUCCGUUUGCUGACUUGCUUCGUGAUGCACCAAGCGAGAGUUUCUUUGACAAAUUUACGUGGGUGAAAGGAAAACUGAAUAAGAGCGAUUUGCUGGAGUUUGCUGCCUUUGCGUGGGCUACGUGGUCGUAUCGUAACUCAGUGGUGUUUGAUAAUUCUUGGCAGAACAGAGAUGUGAGGGUCCUGGGCUUUCUGAGAUUAGUGAAAGAUUACAAGAAAUACAACAAUGUUGUGAGGGUCAGCUCCCCUACUGCUGUGGCGAGGAAUGAAUGGAAGCCGCCUUCUGCGGUGUUUAUUCGCAUCAAUUCUGAUGCUGCUGUUAUCAACGAAAAUAAUGCUAGUAUUGGAAUGGUAUUGAGGGAUGAGCAGGGGGUUAUGGUGGCAGCUAAGGUGAAGCGUAUUGCAGGGAUGCCUUCUAUUAAAGUGCUCGAAGCUAUGGCUGCUAGGAUGGGGCUUUAG